AUGGCUGGACAAAUAUCAGAAUCAGAUCAGAUCAAGAAGUUCAAAGAGUUUCUCGGAACAUGCAAUAAACUUACAGAAAACUGCUUCCUGGUCUGCAUAAAGGACACUAGCAGAGAUGUUAAACCAGAAGAGAUGACUUGCUCAGACCACUGCCUACAGAAAUAUUUAAAAACGGCACAAAGGAUCUCCAUGAGAUUUCAGGAGUGCCAUAUUUCAGCAGAAUGA
Messenger RNA from Chroicocephalus ridibundus (black-headed gull), 225 nucleotides. RefSeq names its product mitochondrial import inner membrane translocase subunit Tim9-like. Lineage: Eukaryota; Metazoa; Chordata; Aves; Charadriiformes; Laridae. The transcript has a single exon. The record is from RefSeq and is a predicted model, not a curated record. Bases 1 to 225 code for a protein of 74 amino acids.